UGAAAGGAGAAGGAGAGAGAGAAAGCAAGGGAGGGAGGUAGAUGGAGAGAGAGAGAGUGUGUGUAUAACUUUGGGAAACAUAGGAAGAGACAGCAUUGGGAACAAACUUUUCUCUCUUGGCUGCUUCCUUUUGGACUUUUUCACAUUUCAUCAAAUACCUCAGUGUCAACAGAGCGGAGACAAGGGAUGAUAAUUUGCUCGCUUUACUAGUUAAAGAGUUAUUUCUUAGUUAUUUAGUGUUGUUGUUCUGUUGCAUUUUUAUCUGAUAAUUUCUUCACUGUCUGAGCUUUGAAGAAGGCGUGACCACACUUUUAAAAUCCUUCCAAACUUAGCUGCAGCUUUCUCUAGCUCACGGGACUGUGAAGCUGGACUGAGACGCACACACACACACACACACACACACCUACACCCACCCACACACACACACACACACACACAACAUACACACACCUGUUGUUGCUGAGGAUUCCCCAGGAUUGCAGUAAUGGGCAGCUGCGUCACUGUUGCUUGAGGGAAUCUGUGCGUCUGUACAGCUGUUAUCUGCUGGUGGCUUCAGUGAAUGUUACAGUAGAAGUUGACCUGCCUGUCCAGGGUAGAGGAAGGAGAUGUCAUCCUACUACCCACGCACCAAGGACCUGACUCGCACCAGGAAGUCACUGACAGAUUCACCGCCAUCCUCUCCAUCCCCUACAGACAAAAACUACAGACAUGACAGAUUGUCAAGAUAUGACUCCAGUGGGGAGAAUGCAACAGACAAACCAUUGGGCCGCACCAGCUCUUACACACGGAGGGAGACGAGGCUGGCCGCUCUGAAUAGACAGGAGCAAGACUCCACUACCAAAGACUAUAAGAAGAUGUAUGCAGAAGCUUUGCAUGAGAAUGAGAGGCUCAAGUCCAGGUUGCAGGACAGCAAACAAGAACUGGUCAAAAUACGUUCCCAGCUGGAGAAAGUCACUCAGAGGCAGGACAGAAUAUCAGAGAGAUCUUCAGUACUUGAUUCAGAGAAAAGGGAAAAACAAGCUCUAGAGAAAAGAGUGUCAAACAUGGAGGAUGAGUUAAAGCAGGAUGCCCCACUGCGGUUCCGCUGUGGGUACCAGCCCUGAGAGCAGGCUGUCUCAGGGGAUGGGGGAUGAUCUUAACAGAGCUCAAGUCAGACAACAUGAGGCUAAAGGACGAGAAUGGGGCUCUCAUUCGAGUCAUCAGCAAACUGUCCAAAUGAAAAGAUGUCUGAAGCUUCUGUUCUGGACGCUCCAACCCUGAUAUGGCAGAUUAAUUACCCAUGAUGUCGCAAGUUGUGGCUUCUCUCUGAAUUAUGGUGAAUUGGCUGCUUUGCAGAAAUAAAUUCCUGUUGGGAUGUGAAGAUCAAAAGAGAAGUGUUGAGAAGUUUCAGUCAGAUUUCAAUGUAUGUGAUGAUGGAGUUACAACAAUUGUUUCUACUUGAUUAGUUAUUAUUAUUUUGUAAUAUAUAGUAUUUUACACUAACCAAAUAGGGACCAGUUGUACUGUUUGAAUAACCUUUUAAGGCCCGGUUCAAACAAAUCCAGGGGUUUGCAUGAAGGUACUGUUUCUAAUAUUAUACCCACACAUUACAUUGAGACCUCACGUUUGUUGCUACAUUGUGCACUGCAGAAAUAUUUUAAUGUUUUACUUAAGAAAGAAGAGAGAAGCCAAUUAUUCAUCAUCACUAAAUUAUAUCAUUGUCAUUGAAUCUUUAUGUCAUCGAUUGCAUAAUUUUUUCCAUGCCAAAGGCUUGUUUGGCAUUAUAAAAAUCUUUAUAAUUUGAAACAGAAUAUAUGACUGUACAGGUAAAAUAAAACCCCACCAAGCAACAAACAGGUGAUCUGGGUCCUGAAGCUAAAACUAGAAGUUAAUAUAAAUCUGUCAAGGCAUCAGCAAUAACAGUUGAAGCCUUUACAGAAGCUGCUGUAAGGUGCAGCUCUUCUAAUGGCAACUAGAUGUUUGCUCCAGACUAAGAAUGUAUUGAAAUUGAGAAAAUGUCCAGCUUCUCUCAUUCAUUUUUAUAUGAUAAUAAAUCAUUUUGAAAUUUGUACUACCUGAUAAUGAUAUUAAAUCUUAAUAAGAUGCAUGUUUUGGGUGUUUGCCUUGACAGCUUUCUGAGGUUGGUCACAGCUUACACCACUUAAAUUUGAAUUUUAAAACUCAAAGUUCUGUAAACUUUCAAUCCAAAACUUUUAACAUCCAUGCUUUUUGACAAUUUUCUAUGGUCCAAGUAUCAGGGCCUUGAGAUAUAUUCACAUAUAUUGCAUUGCAUCAGCAAACAGCUAACCAUUUCAACUGGUUUCAAAAAUGAAAAUGAGAAUUUUGUUUACCUAACAUGUGAUAAUAUCCUCACUGUAUUUGUUGUUUGAAGAGGGCCGUAUGUUAGCCCUCAAAGGCAGAGUACUGGGUAUAUGCACUUUGUAUAGAGUGGACAGUCCUGAUCUUUGAUCACUUGGGCAUCACUAGCAGCACAUAACGUUAUUUAGUGUUUGCCGGAUUCUGUGCAUCAGCUCUUUGUGUGGUUCAGUAGCCAUUCUUCCGUUUUCGGUUUUGUCUUUCAUAGAGGAUUUUACAUCCAAUGACUUAAAAACCGAAGAAUGGCUACACAGAGAAGACAGUGUGAGUGUGUGUGUGAAAGAAAGUGUUCUAUGUAAUGUUUUAUAAUAGAUAUAUAUAUAUAUUUAUUUAUUUAUGCAUUUCCUAGUUUUAACCUUUAUACUUUGUUUACUCCAUUUUCUGUCAAAGGAGUACACCAAUUAUUUUGGUUGACCUCUUGGCCAUCUUCCUGUUAGGUGAUGAAAAAUACAAAUGCCAAACUCAUCCACUGGUAGACGCGCUGGAAAAUCACAGCUGACAUUUUAGUGUCAACAAUAUUGUGAUCUUAAAUAUCAAUCACAAUCCAAAGUUUGAGGAGUAAACUGUUGCUAGCACUUUUCAUUAUAUGUGGUAGAUUGCAUACAUUUUGAAUUAACUGUGUUGUGCUUAUACUAUUGUCACAAUAACUUAAGUCAAAUCAAUAAUUACUUAAGUACUCUGAGUUGCCAGUGUAUUAGGUAUACAUCUAAUACAAUCCAAUACUACACCCCUGCAAUAAAUCCUAACUUUAUGAAGCCUAUCAACUUUUGUUAUUUUGUAGGCCAUAUUUACUGGUGCUACUUUAUUGUGUUGUGCAAUACAUUGAAAAUAUUCAAUAUUUCGGGUCCACUCAAUAUUUGAAAAAUUAACUAGUUAGUCUACUUAACAUGAGAAACAAAAUUAAAACCAUUGAAGAGGUGGCUGCCUUGUAGUGGUUAGUCAUCACCUUCACUAUAUUCUAUAAAGAGGGAAGGUAGAUAAAGUCAUGCCUAGUUCAAAACUAUGUUAUAUAUGAAUCUUACUAUAUUUAAUGUAUGAAAACAGUCAGACUCAGCUUCACAUUUUUAAUUCCUUCAGCUGUAGAGUUGCUACAAGUGUUGAAUGAUGUGCCGGAGACAUGAAUGAUUUUGGGAUCUGUCUUCUCUUCACUUAAUGGGUUAGGUGACGUUCCCAGUGUUUGAUGUAUUCCUUUAACAAUUUGAUGGGUUUUGGAGUUCAACCAGGGCGACAAGACGCAACACCAGUGUCACAGCUAGCAAACUGAUUUCCUCAAAACUACGAAGAAGAUACAGUACAUGUCAACUAUUUGUGCUGUAGAUAUAUUGAAAAUGCGGUGUAUUGUAUUGAAAUGUUUGAAAUGUGUUGAUGAUAGCUUAAUAUUCACUCAUCGGUUUACUCACGUUGCUUAAUAAACUGUAGAGGAAUGAAA
This is a messenger RNA of Dicentrarchus labrax (European seabass), 3784 nucleotides long. Its product is annotated as protein phosphatase 1 regulatory subunit 12B-like. The transcript is spliced from 8 exons. Gene Ontology annotation, cellular component: Z disc; A band; cytoplasm. The coding region runs from base 606 to 1103 and encodes 165 amino acids. Gene Ontology annotation, molecular function: protein kinase binding; phosphatase regulator activity; enzyme inhibitor activity. Lineage: Eukaryota; Metazoa; Chordata; Actinopteri; Moronidae. The record is from RefSeq and is a predicted model, not a curated record.